Xiphophorus couchianus (Monterrey platyfish) is the source of this 5567-nucleotide messenger RNA. RefSeq names its product reversion-inducing-cysteine-rich protein with kazal motifs (gene reck). Gene Ontology annotation, cellular component: plasma membrane. Bases 15 to 3014 code for a protein of 999 amino acids. The transcript has 21 exons. Gene Ontology annotation, molecular function: protein binding; metalloendopeptidase inhibitor activity. NCBI's taxonomy places the organism in Eukaryota, Metazoa, Chordata, Actinopteri, Cyprinodontiformes, Poeciliidae. Gene Ontology annotation, biological process: sprouting angiogenesis; blood vessel maturation; extracellular matrix organization. The record is from RefSeq and is a predicted model, not a curated record.
UCUCCGUUCCGCGCAUGCUCUGUUCGCUCCCUGCCUGUAUAGAGGGCAGUGGAAAUAAAGAGAGAGUUAACGGGGAUCCAAGAAGUGGCAUGUUACAGCACCGCAACUUUUUCCUGGCUCUUCUUCUUCACGAUGUUCUUUGGGAUUUUAAUAAGAUGCGUGUGUGUUUCCCGAUAAGCAUCUUUCUCCUCGCCGUCAACUUAUACUGUCAGCUGCUGCGAGCUCAGGAUCCCUCCUGCUGCCAAUAUGCUGCUGAGUUAUCACCCUGUAAAGAAGCUUGUGACCAGCUUGCAACCAUCAAAAGUGAGUCACGCCUAAAGCAUCUCCUCCAGAGGUUACCCAAUUACUGUCCUGAGUCUCUGAAUGAGCUCUGGAUGUGCAUCAAUUCUACACUCCCAGGUGUUUCCAAGAAGUCCGAUGGUUGGGUUGGGCUUGGUUGUUGUGAGCUGGCCAUCGCAGGAGAGUGUCGUAGAGAAUGCAAACAGGCCUCAUCUAAAAAUGACAUAACAAAAGUAUGCAAAAAGGUCACCGAGAACUCUCUCUACAGCUGCAUCACCAAAAAUGAAAUGGGCUCGGCAUGUUGUGGUUUUGUGGGCCGUCACACCAACUGCAGGGACUUCUGCGAUGCCAUAUUCAGGACGGACUCGACGCCAACAGAAUCCCAGAUCAAGACCGUCAAAGACUUCUGCAAGAGUCACAGCCCUAAGCUCGUCGAAUGCGUUAACAACUUCACCGAGUCCUACCCUGCUCGCAGCCCCAUUGACAGUUUGUACUGCUGUGACCGCGCUGAAGCCCCAAACUGCCAGACGGCCUGCCGCCAUCUCCUCCGCACCAUGAAUACAGACCAAGAGAUCAUGGAGGGCCUUAUUAAAGAGUGUGGCACCCAGCCCCUCCCUCAGGAUCCAAUGUGGCAGUGUUUCCUGAGCAGAGCUCACCCUCCUUCCCCACCCGAGGAGGAGACCCCCCAUCCAGCCAAGAUGGACUGCGCCAAACUACACUGCUGCUCAAAGGCAAACACAUCGGUCUGCAGGGAAAAGUGCCACCAGAUCAGCACCCACUGGGGCAGCCAGACAUGGCAAGACUUUGAUCAGCUGUGUGAGUACAACCCAAGGGAGAUGGAGCUCAUCAACUGCCUGGCAGAUGUCAGAGAGCCAUGCCAGCUGGGCUGCAAGGACCUGACUUACUGCACCAACUUCAACAACAGGCCCACAGAGCUGUUCCGUAGCUGUAACAUGCAAUCAGACCAAGGUGCCAUGAACGACAUCAAGCUGUGGUCCAACGGGACGAUCAAGAUGCCCUUCAUGAACAUCCCAGUCCUGGACAUCAGGAAGUGUCUGCCAAACAUGUGGAAGGCAGUGGCCUGCUCUUUGCAGAUCAAACCCUGCCACAGCAAAUCCAGGGGGAGCGUCAUAUGCAAGUCAGACUGUGUGGACAUUCUGACCAAGUGUGGGGAUAAGAAACGCUUUCAUGAAGGACAAACCCCAGAGAGGCUCUGUGAGGUGCUGUCUCCCAUCGAUGACCCUGAGCGCUGCAUCCCCCUCCACAGAUAUCUCACACAAAGUCCACUGAGCACCACCAUAGUGGAGGAGAUCAUCCAUCCAUGCAACCCUAAUCCAUGUCAAAGCAACCACUUAUGCCAGGUUAACAGAAAGGGCUGUCUUGAUGAAAUCAACUGUCAACCAUAUCUCUGUGUGCCAGGUUGUAAAAUGGGAGAGGCUUCUGAAUUUCUGGUGCAGCAGGACACUCUCAUCCAAGUUCCAACUCGUGAUGGAGCUCCCAGUUGCUACGAGAUGUGCAGCUGUGGCACCAGUGGGCGUCUGGAGAACUGCGUGGAGAUACCCUGUGUGGAAACAGACAAGGGCUGCAUUGUAGAGGGGCAACGAAAGAACCACGGGACGAGCUUUAGGACUGAUUGCAACACAUGUUCCUGCUUUGCUGGAGAAACAAUCUGCUCUACCAGGAAAUGUCCCACAGAAAGUGUCCAUUGGACUUCUACUGAUCUUCCCUGUAACUGCCCAUAUCGUUUCAUCCCAGUGUGUGCCUCCAACGGGCGGACCUAUCCCAGUGGAUGUGUGGCUCGUUGUAUGGGAUUCAAAGACCACCAAUAUGUCUUUGGCCCCUGCCAUUCCAUUAAACCUUGCUCUGACAUAACCUGCCAGAGGAACCAGAGGUGCAUCCCGAGGCGGCGUGUUUGUCUGAGCGACUCUUCGGAUUGUCCGCAGUAUGAGUGUGUUAGUCGGCCAGCAGUCUGCGACAGAAACAGCAUGGAGCCGGCUUGUGACAUUGAGGGCCGGGUGCAUCGCAGCCUGUGCCAUCUGCAGCAAUCCGGAAAGAUGCUGGCCUACAUGGGGCACUGCCAGGAGGCCUGCAAGAAGAAAAAAGAAGUCUGUGGUCACAACGGUGAGACGUACAACACGGUGUGUGAGGCCUUCUCUGACCGGGUGGCUGUUGACUACGAAGGCCCCUGUCGUGCCGUAGGGGCCCUGUCCGAUUUGGCUCUAGAUUCUGUGUGUAGUGAGGUGUCCUGUUCACCGAUAUCAAGCCCAGGCUGCCACCCUUUAAUCCCACCUGGAGCCUGUUGUCCUAUAUGUGCCAGCAUGCUGCAGAUCCUCUGGAGCCAGAAGCAGAUUAGCACUUUCUCAAAGCUGAACAGGAACCAGCCGGUGGCCGUCUACGACGUCCUGCAGAUCCUCCGGCUUCACAUCUCUGUACCGCAGUGUGACGUCUUUGGCUACCUGAGCAUUGACAACAGGCUGGUGGUUCUUGUUGCCCCAGUGGACCACCAACCAACACUUCUGCAGGUUGAGGCCUGCAGUAAGGAGGCCGAGAAGAUUGAUUCUCUCAUCAACUACGCUAGCCCCACUCUGGUGUCCCACGUUCCAUUGUCCGCCUUCCUCAGCUCUGAGAUCAGGACUUCGUCCAUCCACUCUGGGGGCUCUCUGCUGGCACCUGUACCCAUACUCCUCUGCUUCUGCCUGGUUCUCAUUAUCAUGGUGGCUCCUAGACUCCUGUAGCUUUAAGUGUUGAUUCUUCCUCCUGUUUUUUUCCCCAAAGUGCCCUGUUUCUGAGACUGUUUGGGUUGCCAUGGAAAAGGACAAGGAGACCAUUCUGACAAUCAUUCCUAUUGACUGCUGAGUCUUAAACAAUCAAGCUGGGGAAAAAAUUCUUAUUAUAGACCAUCUAUAAAGUAUUAUUAAUUGAUGAGUUACUCACUGGGUUUCCCCCUCAGUGGAGGGUGUGUGCGGGCGUGUGUGUCCGUGUGCUUGACCUCUAAGAAAUACCUAGCUUUAUAUCAACAGUGUUAUGUCAGGAACAGACUCUUUGAAAGGUGUUAAGGUUGAUGGCACACUCUUUGCGUGCAUGUGUGUGCGAGUAUGUCUGGUCGCGGAUCCAUAGAGGAAAAGUGACCUCAUCAUGUGUGUGAUGAAACCUCAAUGUUGACCACAUGUACAGCGCCCAUGCAUGUGACGUCUGUGUGGACCUAGUGUUUGAACCUCAGCAGUGUUAUGGACCGGUUCAGGUCCAGCAAACGGAUCCAGCCUUUAAAAUCAGACCCCAUUUCUGAUCAAACAAAAGUGCAACUAAAAUUAUGGAAUGCUUAAAGUGCCACAAAAUAUAGGGAGCAUAUACACACAAAUACAAAAUAUGCAAGUAGCAAUAAAUAGUAUCAAUAGAUGUAGAUACAGAAAGAUGUGUUAAAAAAAACUUUAUUUAAUGUCAACUAUUAGUUUUCUUAAGAAACAUGUUAUAAUUUUAUUUUAAUGUACUUUGAAUAUUCUUUACAUAUAUUUUUUAAUUGUUUUUAUUUUAUCUUCCAAUUUUACAUUUUAGGUUUUCACAGUCUCUCCUGAUCUACCUCUUUUUAGUUUACUGUCUUAUCUUUCUUUUCUGAUCUCAAAUAAACCUUUCUGUUCAGAUCAACAAAAGUGCUGCAGAAAAAUGGAAAGAACAGUAGAAAACAAAUGAUAAAAACAAAGACCAAUGACAUUUUAAAAAAAGAUGUAUGAGCUCAAGAUGUAGAAAAAUAAAAAGACAAAAAUUUAACUAAACAUUUUUUUGGCUCAUUUGAAAAAUGAGCUAAAAUUAAAAUUAUUUGAAACAGCAAAAGAGAUUUAUUCAUUCCUGUGAAAAUGGUAAGAAAAACUGUACUGACAGACAAAAGAAAUGUCAUUGCUUUGUCAUGUUUCCAGAGGAUUUCUUGGCACUCAGAAUGAUUUUGUAAAUGAUUUAAUUUUCAAGGAGCCGAAGCAUUAACCGUGGCAUGAUGAGUGGAGUGAUGUAUUGCAGGCCUUUGCUGAAGUGUCUGCUUGUAAAAUAUCAGAGCUCAAUAGACACAGGAAGCCUGGUAGUUGUAAUAAACAGCAUCACUCGGCUUGUAUGAAGCAUGUCAGCCAUAUUGCUUGGGGAAUUUAUUGGUUAGCUUGUGAGUAAUACUUUAUGUUGCUCUUCUAGAGCUCUCCUCGUAUUAAGUCAUUGAAAUACCUGUUCCCGGGGCUAAUAAAUUCGCAUUCAAGUUGCACCAUUCUUCAUAGCUGUGUAUCUAUGCUUGUUUUAUACAGUAGUAAAAAAUAUAAAUAUUUUCACAGUCUUCAAUUUUCUCUUAUGUCUUACUCUUGCUCUUAUAGGUAUUUUCUUCUUUAAUUGUUUUUACUUUUAUUUACACAUUAAUUUAUUUACAGAGUGUAUUUCCUCAUAUUUUAUCUUUUUUUUUGUGGCACUGCUGUUGUUCCAUACUAAUCUAAACUGAUGAAGAAUGCAGGCCCGGAUCUGCUGCAGACUUUACAACAUUUUUCAGGUCACCUGAUAAAGAGAGAGUUGGUCAUUUUUCCAUGGUGACUUUGAGCUUUUAGCGAACGCCUCAUCUGAUGUGGGGCUCAUAAAGUUUAAAAACAAAACUGCAGUCUGAAUGUGUGAAGCUACAUCAGUGAAUUCUGAUUGUAACUAAGGAAUGUUUUAUAGUUGAUGAGCACCAUCUCAAACAAAAGCCUCUCCUUGUGUUCUAUCACCAGGUGAAUGGUCCAUGACCAUAUAAAGGCUGGAAUUCCUGUCCCUUUGUUGGUGCUAUAUCUCUGAAGAGAACGGACUGUCUCUUUAGACAUUAAGAAUGAGAAGCCAUUAAAAUAACAAAAGGACAAUCAGCUAGUUCUACCUGGAGCACAUGUGGGCUAGAGAAGUUUUGUUUUUCACAGGUUGCCUUGCAUGUAGUCUUACAUGAAGUAUUAUUGAAGAUGCAAUAAAUCUGUAUUUGUUUAGAAAUGUCUGUAUUUGCAAUAGACUUGAUAAUGAUUUGUAAUGAUGCCUCAUGUUUGUAAAACCAGCUGGUAUUAUUAUUAUUAUUGUUAUUAUUAUUAUUAUUAUUGCAUGAUGAAAAUAUCUUAAUUCCAGGUGUGUACUCCAGUGUACGUUGUCUUGUUCCCGUGUUUGUCCGCCUGCCCAGCAUAAUGUGUUCCUAUCUCUAUCAGUAUUAUUGUGUUGGGCAGCUCUGUAGCAGGGAACUCUGGCCAUGCUUCCUCCAUCUGUUAUUGUUUUCAUUUUUAUUAUUACUAUAUAAAGUUCUAAAAUCUGAA